This is a messenger RNA of Acomys russatus (golden spiny mouse), 2155 nucleotides long. It is a transcript of the gene Ap3m2, whose product is annotated as adaptor related protein complex 3 subunit mu 2. Gene Ontology annotation, cellular component: cytoplasmic vesicle; clathrin adaptor complex. The coding region runs from base 122 to 1378 and encodes 418 amino acids. Gene Ontology annotation, biological process: intracellular protein transport; endocytosis. The transcript has 9 exons. NCBI's taxonomy places the organism in Eukaryota, Metazoa, Chordata, Mammalia, Rodentia, Muridae. The record is from RefSeq and is a predicted model, not a curated record.
CGCGACUGCGCUGCGGGAGCCGGAGCGGAGCCAGAGACCCGGUCGAAGCUGGGUUGGAAAUCAGCCGUACCCAGAGGCUUGCAGACUGGAAAAGCGUUCCUCACCCUCUGGCAGCUUCACCAUGAUUCAUAGUCUUUUCCUGAUCAACUCCUCUGGAGACAUUUUCCUGGAGAAACACUGGAAAAGCGUGGUCAGCCGUUCUGUUUGCGACUACUUUUUCGAGGCCCAAGAGAGAGCUACCGAGGCAGAAAACGUGCCUCCAGUGAUCCCGACCCCUCACCACUACCUCCUGAGUGUUUACCGACACAAGAUCUUUUUCGUGGCCGUGAUUCAGACGGAAGUCCCGCCUCUAUUUGUCAUUGAAUUCCUUCACCGAGUCGUGGACACGUUUCAGGACUAUUUUGGAGUCUGUUCAGAGCCGGUGAUCAAAGACAAUGUGGUUGUGGUCUACGAGGUGUUGGAAGAGAUGCUGGACAAUGGGUUCCCCUUGGCUACAGAGUCAAACAUCCUCAAAGAACUGAUAAAGCCUCCCACCAUCCUCCGCACAGUGGUCAACACCAUCACAGGAAGCACCAACGUGGGGGACCAGCUCCCAACUGGGCAGCUGUCCGUGGUGCCUUGGCGACGGACCGGGGUGAAAUAUACCAACAACGAGGCCUAUUUCGAUGUGGUAGAAGAGAUAGAUGCCAUCAUUGACAAGUCAGGUUCCACAGUCACGGCUGAGAUUCAGGGGGUGAUUGAUGCCUGCGUUAAGCUGACUGGCAUGCCAGACCUCACCCUGUCCUUCAUGAACCCCAGGUUGCUGGACGAUGUUAGCUUCCAUCCCUGUGUCCGUUUCAAGCGCUGGGAAUCUGAGCGCAUCCUCUCCUUCAUCCCUCCUGACGGCAACUUUCGCCUGCUCUCCUACCACGUCAGUGCGCAGAACCUAGUUGCGAUUCCAGUCUAUGUCAAACAUAGCAUCAGCUUCCGGGACAGUAGUUCACUUGGACGCUUUGAAAUCACAGUGGGACCCAAGCAGACCAUGGGGAAGACAAUAGAGGGUGUGACUGUCACCAGCCAGAUGCCCAAAGGAGUCCUGAAUAUGAGCCUCACACCAUCCCAGGGCACGCACACGUUUGACCCCGUGACUAAGAUGCUGUCUUGGGACGUAGGGAAAAUAAACCCACAGAAGCUGCCAAGUUUGAAGGGGACAAUGAGUCUCCAGGUUGGAGCUUCUAAGCCAGACGAGAACCCCACAAUUAACCUGCAGUUUAAGAUCCAGCAGCUGGCUAUUUCUGGACUCAAAGUGAACCGCCUGGAUAUGUAUGGAGAAAAGUACAAGCCCUUUAAGGGCAUAAAAUACAUGACCAAAGCUGGGAAGUUCCAAGUUCGAACCUGAAGGGACGGACGUCUUGCUGAGGGAGCCGUCAUGAACACUUUUUCAUUUCUUACUUGUCUCAAAGUAAAAUGUCAGCCUGUCUCUUAGGUCAGUUCCCUCCAGGCUCCAUCUACUCCCUUUGUCCUCUGUCUUCAGUGCCAUGUAACUGAUCAAGGGAGCAAAGGUUCAUCAGGGAAAACGUGGCCAAGCCCAGCGUGGCACUGACUGAGUUCUAGAGAAGUGUGCUGGAGAGCAGCGACACAUAUUACUGUUUUCACAACUUUUGACGUGGUUGCUGUAGGAAAAGACCACAUUUGCUGUUUGUUUGGUUUUAAUUAUCUAGAUCCGAUGGAAGAUGUCUCUGAUUUUUUUUUUUUUUUUUUAAGAUAGAAAGACUUGAAAGAAAAAAAGAUUAGAAGAAAAAUUAGUGCUAGUCCAAGAAAGAGCACUUGCAGAUUUGAUCCGUGGGUCUGGGAUGUGACUCAGUGGUGGAGUGCUGACCUAGGCCUCGGGCAAGCCCUGGUUUAUCCCUAGCACCACUCACAGUGCAAAACUGAUCCACUCUACUUGGGACAAGACAGAGGAGCUAGAUUGAAGAGCGUUGUGAAGACAGAUGCCACAGGAAGGACUAGAGAAGUGUCUCCACAGGGGCUAGGAAGAAGAGUGGAGGGCUUUCUUUCUGACCCUUCUGUGCACAGAAAGGAUUUGCAUGUCCAGGACUUUGAAAGUUCAGGUCCACAGUGAAAUCACUGUCAUGUGAAACCAUAGUGGAAUCAGUUUCCCUGGAGACGAGGGUGC